AUGUGCGUCCCGCGAAACUCAACAGCGGAUAGUCCGCAACGUGACGCUGUCCGAUUUCUGUCGUUGGUCGUUUUGAUGGUCGACAGCCAUCUCCCAUCAGCAGCACCCGACCGCGUGCAUCAGCGCACGAUCCUGCGAGGUCUGGGCGUCAUUGAUUCCUUCCUUUCUAGCAGAGAUCAAACACAGCAGGACGGAGAGCAGGUGGUGGUGGCCUUCAAGGUGGUGCCUGUGUACGUUACGGUCGCCCCAUGGGUGCCGCAACUCCCGCCACGACUGCGAACGCUGGUGUGCGAUCAAGGGCACCUUGCUUCUCUCGAGGGUGGGCGAGGCUUUGGGUCUGCGGAUGUAGGCCCCGUACCAGAGGGCUACCUCACCCGUGAGGCUGUUGCCUUGGUGCAUGGAUUGCCUCGGUGCUGUGUGGAGGCUGUGUCUGGUCUCUUUCCUCUCUUUCACCCCCUACCGCCGACAAAAACAGCGUGUGACAUCGAGGCUGCGGAGGCAACCGGAUGGAGGCUCCUGCACACGGAAGACGCGAAGUCCAGCACCCGCAUCGCACUCAUGAAGGACCACCUGGAGAAGCUCGCGCUUUUCCGAGAGGCAAGGCUGUCGACGGUCAUGGACUCCCUGCUGAACGGCGGUGCGUCCCAUCUGGAAAAUGAAUGGGUGGUGGUCACCUACCCGGAUGGUCUGCCUCCGAUUCCAGAAAGGGCAAGGGAUGUGCAAUCGGAGAGGUCUCCUGCGCGCAAGGGACGGAGGACUACAAAAUACAGCGACUGCCACCCACCCGGGACGGAAGCUGCAGAAGAGACGGUCUCUCCAUCACCGCUUUUUCUCUUACCAGCUCGCUUUCUGUGUCAGUAUUUCCACAUUGGCGCGGGGUGGCAGCGAAUCGCACAGCAAGACAGGGGAGCCGCGCUCGAUGCUGUGGUGCGUUUGCGUGAAAUAAUCGAAGCGAUUCCGGUGUGCAACGGUGAUGGGUCUGUGAUGACCGCCAAGGUUGUCUUUGAUUUACCGAGAGGCGGUAAAGGCAGCACGGUGACGCUUGCGCGGGCCUCAGCGAUGUAG
Molecule: messenger RNA, 1065 nt
Organism: Leptomonas pyrrhocoris
Lineage: Eukaryota; Euglenozoa; Kinetoplastea; Trypanosomatida; Trypanosomatidae
Exons: 1
Coding region: 1-1065 (354 amino acids)
Source: RefSeq, a predicted model, not a curated record